CCCCAUCAACCCAAAAUUCUUCUUCUGUGUGACUUAGUUUCCAUCAAGUUACAUUCUUAUCCCAAUUUUCUCUCAUUUCCUGAAACUUCUCGUACCAAAUGGUGUUCGGAAUCAUGUCUAGUCAACAACAGCACGAAAUGGACGAAUCGGUGAAUGCUAGUUCGGGUGUCAACGGCAAGCGUGGACGGAAACCUGGCCGCAAUUCCAAUAAAAACGGCGAACACAAAGGCGACAUGAAGGCCAAAUUAGAGAGGAGCCGACAGAGUGCCAGAGAAUGCCGAGCUCGUAAGAAACUGCGCUACCAAUAUCUGGAGGAGUUGGUUACGCAUCGUGAGCGCUCCGUCUUGGUGUUGAGAAGAGAGUUGGAUCAGUAUCGUCAAUGGUGCAGCGACAUGGACGAAGGGAAAAUGCCAGAAGGAAUUGAACGGCUUGUGGAAGAGGUUCGCCGAGAGCGUGAUCUUCAGAUACAAAUGAAUCAACUGAAUGCCGCUUCAAACACUCCCAGACCACCUACUCGUUCCGAUGAAGCCGACAUGAUUGAAUCUCCAUCAUAAACGGAACAUCUUCUUCCUUUAAAAUUCAGACAUGGCGACCAUCAACUACAUAUUUGGACGACUGACUCACUUUUUCACCACGUUAUCUUGUACAAUACCUUAAAAAACGGUGCAAUGGCAUAUUACACGGAGCUCCUUCACGA
This is a messenger RNA of Daphnia pulex (common water flea), 697 nucleotides long. RefSeq names its product cAMP-responsive element-binding protein-like 2 (gene REPTOR-BP). The transcript has 4 exons. Bases 99 to 554 code for a protein of 151 amino acids. Gene Ontology annotation, biological process: regulation of DNA-templated transcription. NCBI's taxonomy places the organism in Eukaryota, Metazoa, Arthropoda, Branchiopoda, Diplostraca, Daphniidae. The record is from RefSeq and is a predicted model, not a curated record. Gene Ontology annotation, cellular component: nucleus. Gene Ontology annotation, molecular function: DNA-binding transcription factor activity.